Tupaia belangeri chinensis (Chinese tree shrew) is the source of this 3584-nucleotide messenger RNA. RefSeq names its product engulfment and cell motility 2 (gene ELMO2). The coding region runs from base 101 to 2299 and encodes 732 amino acids. Gene Ontology annotation, biological process: actin filament organization; cell motility. The record is from RefSeq and is a predicted model, not a curated record. The transcript is spliced from 22 exons. Lineage: Eukaryota; Metazoa; Chordata; Mammalia; Scandentia; Tupaiidae.
GAGCGGCCUGGGCGGCGAGACCCGGGCGCGGGAGCUGGGCCUAGGUCGGCGCCCUGGCAGCCGUGUCUGUGUCUCAGAGAAGUAGGGCCCAUUGACAACGAUGCCACCACCAUCAGACAUCGUCAAGGUGGCCAUCGAAUGGCCAGGUGCUAACGCCCAGCUCCUCGAGAUCGACCAGAAACGGCCCCUGGCAUCCAUCAUCAAGGAAGUCUGUGACGGGUGGUCGUUGCCAAACCCGGAAUAUUACACCCUCCGUUACGCAGAUGGUCCCCAGCUCUACAUCACCGAGCAGACUCGCAGCGACAUUAAGAAUGGGACAAUCUUACAACUGGCUAUCUCCCCGUCCCGGGCUGCACGCCAGCUGAUGGAGAGGACCCAGUCAUCCAACAUGGAGACCCGGCUGGAUGCCAUGAAGGAGCUGGCCAAGCUCUCUGCUGACGUGACUUUCGCUACUGAGUUCAUCAACAUGGAUGGCAUCAUCGUGCUGACAAGGCUUGUGGAGAGUGGAACCAAGCUCCUGUCCCACUACAGUGAGAUGCUGGCAUUCACCCUGACUGCCUUCUUAGAGCUCAUGGACCAUGGCAUUGUCUCCUGGGACAUGGUUUCAAUCACCUUCAUCAAGCAGAUUGCAGGGUACGUGAGCCAGCCCAUGGUGGACGUGUCCAUCCUUCAGAGGUCCCUGGCCAUCCUAGAGAGCAUGGUCCUGAACAGCCAGAGUCUGUACCAGAAGAUUGCAGAGGAGAUCACCGUGGGACAGCUCAUCUCACACCUGCAGGUCUCCAACCAGGAGAUUCAGACCUAUGCCAUCGCACUGAUCAACGCACUUUUCCUGAAGGCUCCUGAGGACAAGCGACAGGACAAGCACCUUAAUCCUCUAGACCUGCCUGUCACUGACAUGGCCAACGCAUUUGCACAGAAGCACCUCCGGUCUAUAAUCCUGAAUCACGUGAUCCGAGGGAACCGCCCAAUCAAGACUGAGAUGGCCCAUCAGCUAUAUGUCCUUCAAGUCCUGACCUUUAACCUUCUAGAAGAAAGGAUGAUGACCAAGAUGGACCCCAAUGACCAGGCUCAGAGAGACAUCAUAUUUGAGCUGAGGAGGAUUGCAUUUGAUGCAGAGUCCGACCCCAGCAAUGUCCCUGGGAGUGGGACUGAAAAACGCAAAGCCAUGUACACCAAGGACUACAAAAUGCUGGGAUUUACAAACCACAUCAACCCGGCCUUGGACUUCACUCAGACUCCUCCUGGAAUGCUGGCCUUGGACAACAUGCUGUACUUGGCCAAAGUCCACCAGGACACCUACAUCCGGAUUGUCUUGGAGAACAGCAGUCGAGAAGAUAAGCACGAAUGCCCCUUUGGCCGCAGUGCCAUCGAACUCACCAAGAUGCUCUGUGAGAUCCUGCAGGUUGGGGAACUGCCAAAUGAAGGGCGCAACGACUACCACCCGAUGUUCUUUACCCACGACCGAGCGUUUGAAGAGCUCUUUGGAAUCUGCAUCCAGCUGUUGAACAAGACCUGGAAGGAGAUGAGGGCAACAGCAGAGGACUUCAACAAGGUCAUGCAAGUCGUCCGAGAGCAGAUCACUCGGGCUUUGCCCUCCAAACCCAACUCCCUGGAUCAGUUCAAGAGCAAACUGCGAAGCCUGAGCUACUCCGAAAUUCUUCGCCUGCGCCAGUCGGAGAGGAUGAGUCAGGAUGACUUCCAGUCCCCGCCAAUCGUGGAGCUGAGGGAGAAGAUCCAGCCCGAGAUCCUGGAGCUUAUCAAGCAGCAGCGCCUGAACCGGCUCUGCGAAGGCAGCAGCUUCCGGAAGAUCGGGAACCGCCGAAGGCAAGAACGGUUUUGGUACUGCCGCUUGGCCCUGAACCACAAGGUCCUACACUAUGGUGACUUGGACGACAACCCUCAAGGGGAGGUGACAUUCGAAUCCCUGCAAGAGAAAAUUCCUGUUGCAGACAUUAAGGCUAUUGUCACUGGAAAGGAUUGUCCCCACAUGAAAGAGAAGAGUGCCCUGAAGCAGAACAAGGAGGUGCUGGAAUUGGCCUUCUCCAUCCUGUAUGACCCUGACGAGACCCUAAACUUCAUCGCACCUAAUAAGUAUGAGUACUGCAUCUGGAUCGAUGGCCUCAGCGCCCUCCUGGGGAAGGACAUGUCCAGUGAGCUGACCAAGAGUGACCUGGACACCCUGCUGAGCAUGGAAAUGAAGCUGCGGCUCCUCGACCUGGAGAACGUCCAGAUUCCCGAGGCCCCGCCACCAGUCCCCAAGGAGCCCAGCAGUUACGACUUCGUCUACCACUACGGCUGAGCGAGCCGGGACCUCAGUACCCAGGAGGGGUAGGGCCCUGGAGGACACUCACAGUCUGGUGCCUUGUCUUUUGCUUGUACAGAAUCUCGAGUCCAUCGUGGUGGCCAGUAAAUGCCAGCCAUUCCUCAGCCCCACCUCAGACUGCCCAGAGCUUCCCUUCUCGGUUCCUGUCCACAGGAGUCAUGACGGCAGGGUGCUCCAUCCUCCCCAUCGCCGUGCAGCCUGGACUCGGGCCUUGAGGGGUGAACAGCAGAUGCCCUCGCCUUCCAGCCCAAGGAACUGCUUCCUGAACUGUCUUAGUAACAACUGCUCACUCUUCUUCCCGAUCCUGCUGUCAGCUGGGUCCCUGAGGAUUGAGAGCUGGCCCAGGAAAGGCUGAGCAGAGGACAGAUGCACUGAGCAUGCUGAGAGCCAGGAGUGACAGUGUCUGGGUGACCAGGCCUGCAUUUCAGAUCUAAGGGCAGCCUUGGGCCUUUGCUUUUGUCUUCUUCGGGAAGGCUCACUCCAGCCUCAUUGGUGCCAAGAUGCUGCUGCUUCUGAGGUCUGGCCCUAACCUCUCUGGUCUCCAGAGCCCCAGACCUCUCUUGCCCAUGCAGGUACAGGGCAGAUGGAAAUUGCUCCCCCCAGCUCUCAGUCUCAUCCUGGCAGUCAAGGCCUCUGGGCUAGGCUAAGUCUUACUCUUAGUCUCCAGGAACGUUGCAGGGAUACCCUGGGCCUAGACUGUGGUGAGGUCACCAGAUCCACCCCCUUCUUCCACGUUUCUCUUUUCCUUCCUCGGGAAGAUUCGGCCGCCUAAUCUGAAUUGCAACCCCACCUCUUCAUUUUCCUUUGGCCUGCCAGACCCCAAGAAGUUUGCCUUCCCUUCCUCUCCUCCGUAGUGUCGUGGUAUCUGCAUUGGCCAUUUCAGGGAGCUGGCUGAGGCCCGCUGAGGCCACAGCUGUGCCAGUCGGGCUUCCCUGGUGCUGCAGCACUCGUAAACCACGGACACAGCCUCUCUUCUCCACCAUACGGUAACACAGCGGCAUUCGGUAUAGGUAGCCUGGCAUGGUAGGAACUACCCAACGAAGAGUGUACUAUCUAUUUUCUUUACUAUAGGCCAUACUUAUACAGACAUGUAUAUAUAUUUAUAUAAGAUCUACCUAUCUGAGGAUGAAACAUUUGGGGGAAAAUAAAACUGAGGGGAAAAGUAGCACUUCCAUUUGUGAGCCAAGAUUAUAAACCAGAGAGCAGCCAGGAGCUUCCUGUCGGUAACCAUGUUUUCAAUAAAUACUCUUUCAUGUACAAA